Messenger RNA from Cucurbitaria berberidis CBS 394.84, 2982 nucleotides. Its product is annotated as AIP3-domain-containing protein. Lineage: Eukaryota; Fungi; Ascomycota; Dothideomycetes; Pleosporales; Cucurbitariaceae. The record is from RefSeq and is a predicted model, not a curated record. The coding region runs from base 1 to 2982 and encodes 993 amino acids. The transcript has 3 exons. Gene Ontology annotation, molecular function: cytoskeletal regulatory protein binding. Gene Ontology annotation, cellular component: cytoplasm; cell tip. Gene Ontology annotation, biological process: establishment of cell polarity.
AUGACCGAAGACGCCCAUUCAAUACGCUCCUCACAGGGGUCGUCGAGACGUCCGCCCAAGAAUCCCCAGCAGCAGCUUUCGCAGAUCGAGAAAUCCGUCACCCACCUGCUGGUCGCUACCAAGCAGCUCCUUGAGACGUUGACGCUAUGGUCACGCGGGACCGCCACCGAGAGCGAGGUGUCGGACGUAUACGUGCGCCUAGGAUACGAAUUCAACAUUGCCUCGCGCGCCUUCAACGCCAUCGGCGUCGACACUACAGACCUUGGAAAUGUGCCCGAGUUGCUACGUGGGAUACUGGAGGAGACGCUCAGCCAGGAAGCAACCCAAGUAAGCCUCGACAACUUCCUACCACGGAUACGCGACAUCAUCAUAAAUCUAUUACACGGCUUGAAGAAGAAACAGCAGCGGUUACGCCAGCGUACAGGACGUGAUGGGGGGCUCAACGGCAGCAGUCCACGCCAAGGCAGCGUGGGCAGUACUGGAGAAGUGGAGGAUGCACAGCAGUCACGCUCAGCAAGCACAAGAUUGCCAGCACGGGGGGAGAGCACAGAAUUCGGCCCAGACCUUCCGCCACGAUCAUCGUCAGUAGCCGGCACCGGCAGAGCCUCCCCAAGCAAGUACGAUUCGCUUCCGUCGAACCCAAAGGCCAACCGCUCCACCGCUGGGAGCCAACUAUCCACAGAGUCUUCCAUGUCAAGCUUGACCGCCCAGAACAUGCCCGUAAUGGCUCCAUAUCCGGCAGACGAUUCCAUGCCCAUGACCCCAGAACCUGUGCAGCCUAAUUAUGCCGUCGAUUUCCCACCACCGCCGCCUCCACCAAAACACGAAGACGCACUGGCUGCAUUGCAAAGAGGGGGUGAUUUGGAGCGCAGAGCCUCACGACGAUAUUCCGCGUACCAGAUACAGAAGCACCUUGGAACCAACGGCAUACCGCUGCCACCGGUACAAAACUCUCCCAUACCGAACCGGGGUAGGGAUGUGCGAGAGUCGAUGAACGCAGUCCGAACAAGGGCGUCGAUGAUGCACACGAGGCAGCGAUCACAACAGCAAAGACCUGCGGUAGACACCACGUUUGACAAGGCAACCGAUGGGUCGAGACGCAUUUCAGAAGAAAGUGCCCAAAGUUCGGUACCGAGCAUCCUACCACCAAAUGAACCCGAUCCCGAGGAUAGUCCAAUGCAAAAAACGCCCGACGACAAGCUUGCAGCACCAAGGUUUCCAGAAGUAGAUCAUCCCAUGACCGCAGCUACGCUCAGUGGACCAUUAGCUGAGCCGGCCGAGCUCGCAGCAGAGUCGCCAGUCAAGGAACCGCAAAAGUCAGCCUCUCUACCCACCCGAAAUGGAUCUCGAAGAGCGAAAUCACCAUCUCCACAGCCCCCGCAAUUUAUUCCUGAUCAAUCACCCCAACCCGGAAAAGAACUCACGUUGUUCCUGCAGUACAAGAGCAAAAUCAAGAAGUACGUGUUUGCGGAUGGAUUUGAUCUCACCCCUGGACGACUCCAAUUAGCAUUCAUCGAGAAAUUCACUUGGGACACCCAUCGCAAUGGCGAGUUGCCAGAGAUACACAUCCAGGACCCCGUCUCAGGUGUUCGUUACGAGUUGGAAGAUAUCAACGAUAUCAAAGAUCGGUCGGUGCUUGUUCUGAAUGUUGAACAUCUCGACGAAGUGAAGAGCCACAUAGACGACAAGUUUGGUGGGCUCAGUCGCCUGGUAGAGAGUAUAAAGACGGUGGUUGAAGAUCAGCAGUCAGCCAUACAGCGUGUUGCCGAACGCCAACAACAAACAGCAAGAGAGCUUGCUGGUAUUGCCACAGCACCGACUUUGUCAUCAGCGCGCAACUCUGCACUGCUACCGUCUCGCUCACUUCCGACUGGAGCACCGUCCGAGGGAAACGUGAGCUCGGCUGCCUCACUCAGCGAAGUUCAGUCGUUGCGUCGCGAUCUUGCUGUGGUCCGUCAAACCUACUCUUCUUUUGUUUCUGAUAUCCAGGCCAGUAUGUCAACCAUUCGCACAAAGGCAAAUGCUGUCAAAUCCACGGCUGUCAAAGCCGCCUUGCCUACUCUUGACGGUGAUACCGGUCGUGCGUACAUCAACACCGGCAAGAAGGCGCUUCAAGACGACUCUGAGAAGAUUGUGAAUCGGGUGGACGACUUACAGGAUCUCGUCGAGGAUCUCCGCAAAGAUGUCGUCCUGCGAGGUGUACGGCCGCUGCCUCGUCAACUGGAGAUUACAGCGAAGGAUCUUUCCAUCGCAACUGCGGAGCUCAAGAAGCUGCAAGACUUAUUGUCAAAGGAGAAGCCCCUUUGGACCAAGAUCUGGGAACAGGAACUACAGACUGUGUGCGAAGAGCGAGAUUUACUCACUAUGCAAGAAGAGCUUGCGGCUGAUCUGCAAGACGAUCUCGAGAAGGCUGCCCAAACGCUGGAGCUCGUCGAACAGGCUACCAAACAGCAGAAUCUCGAAAAUGAGAAAGAGACAGGCAAGGGGAUGCGCUCGGCUAGUGGCCGGAAUGUUAUCAAUGCAGCAUCCUAUGACAAAGUCGUGGACCCACGCGAGGCUCGCGAUGGCGUUCUAGGAGAAGUCAAAGCGCUGCAGCCGAACCACGAGAGCAGGCUGGAGGCUAUUGAACGUGCAGAGAAGGCCCGGCAACGCGAUCUCGCAACAAGGAAUGAUGACGCCUUCAAGCGAGAGCUCGGUGAUUUUGUCGAAGAAGGCAAGCUCAAGAAGAGUGGUGGUGUAGAGGAAGCCGAACGCCUUCGAAAAGCAAAAGAUGAACGAGCCCGCAAGGAGAACUUUGAAAGAGAGGCAGCCAGACAGAAAGCCAAGGCUGAGAAAGCAGAGAGAGAGGCUGCCGCUGCUGCCGCUGCCUUAGCCGCUGCCGCUACCAAUGGAGACGGCGAUGAAGCAACGGCAGAAGGGGAAGCACCCGAGGAGAAUGCCGAAGAAGCUAAAGAGGAUGAAGGUGGUGCUAACCCCGCCUAA